Dentiscutata erythropus is the source of this 207-nucleotide messenger RNA. The record is from the annotation of a GenBank genome assembly. Lineage: Eukaryota; Fungi; Glomeromycota; Glomeromycetes; Diversisporales; Gigasporaceae.
AUGGAAGAUACUACACUGUCGGCUUUAUGCAAUUCUGUAGGAGCCAUGAUUAUGGCUUUAAUUAUCGCUUAUCAUUACGUUGUUGUUAACGAUAAAGAUCCUUCUGAAGGGGAAGUUUUAAAUGAUUCUUCUAAAGGUGUGGUUAUUAAAGAUUCUAAAUUUGAAUUAGGCAAUUCUUUUAAUACUUUUACUAAAAUGCAUCUAUAA